Molecule: messenger RNA, 1824 nt
Organism: Cotesia congregata
Lineage: Eukaryota; Metazoa; Arthropoda; Insecta; Hymenoptera; Braconidae
Source: the annotation of a GenBank genome assembly
AUGAAUAUUAAAGUCAUAAAGACACUCACAAUUUUACUGCUCGCAGUAAUUAAAUCCGCGAACAGUAAAAGCUUGUUUGAGCUGAUGAUGAGCUACGGAUUGCAGAAAAGCUUUGAUAUUAUCACAACACCUUUGCCGACUGUCGAGCAGUACGACUUUAUAAUAAUAGGCGCGGGUUCAGGGGGAUCUACUCUGGCAAAUCGGCUGUCAGAGAACCGCAAGUGGAAGGUUCUGCUGCUGGAAGCCGGAAAACCGGAGGGGAUUCUCAACCAAAUUCCGAUACUGGUGAGCAAUUUUCAGCAGACGGAUUAUAAUUGGGGAUAUCGAGUUGAACCGCAGAAGAAUGCUUGCUUGGGUAUGAAGGACCGUCGGUGUACUUGGCCGAGGGGUAAAUCCCUCGGUGGCACCAGUACAUUGAAUUACAUGAUUCAUACAAGAGGUAAUAGAGUUGAUUACGACACUUGGGAGGCUGCUGGUAAUAAUGGAUGGUCCUAUGAUGAUGUACUGCCUUAUUUUAUCAAAAGCGAGCGAUUUAAAAUUCCAGAACCAUACAACGCAUCUUACCACGGCAAAGAUGGUUAUUUAUGUGUAGAACACAUUCCCUACCACAUGCCGCUGUCAACAGAGUUCUUAAAAGCCGGAAAAAAAUUAGGCUGGGAGAUAAUAGACUACAACGGCCCGGAACAAAUAGGAUUUUCGUAUCUCCAAGUAAACAUGGAUCGCGGAGCGCGUUGUAGUGCUUCCCGGGCUUACUUAAAAGUUCGCCGGCCAAAUUUAGAGAUCGUAACUCUAGCACGAGUGACUAAAAUCCUAAUAGACUCCGACAGACGAGCUUACGGAGUGGAGUACAUAAAAGACGGCAAGACCAGACAAAUUCGCGCGACCAAGGAAGUGAUUUCCUCAGCAGGAACUAUCGACUCAGCAAAACUACUAAUGCUCUCAGGAAUAGGUCCCAGAGAUCACUUGGAAGAUUUGGGAAUCCCCGUGAUAAAAGACGCAAAAGUCGGAUACAACUUGCUAGAACACGUCGGCUUUUUAGGGCUGACUUUCCUGGUAAAUGCCAGCGUCACUCUGCUAGAGAAGACAAUCAUCAAGCCCCAGAACGCUUUGCAGUACAUGAUUGACCGUAGUGGCCCGCUUUCAAUUCCCGGAGGAGCUGAAGCUAUAGCUUUUAUCCGCACAAAGUAUGCUCAAGAUUCUCGACCGGAUUUGGAGCUGUUAUUUGUCUCGGGCUCGAUUCACUCCGACAAUGGAGUCGCAGUUCGAAAAGGCCACGGUAUCACUGACGAAUUGUACAACGCGGUGUUCAAACCUAUUGAAAAUCGCGAUGCUUGGUCAAUCUGGCCCAUCAUGCAGCAGCCACGCAGUGUUGGAAAAAUUACACUUCGCUCUAAGAAUCCUUUUGAUGAUCCGAUCAUUCAGCCGAAUUUUUUUACCCACCCCGCGGAUAUUGAGAUUAUUCUUGAAGGUGUGAAGCAUGCGAUCAAAAUAGCAGCUACUGAAGAAUUUCAGAAGUACAACAGUCGUUUGCACACCAUUAAAAUUCCCGGGUGUAGAGAGUUUGAUUUUGCGAGCGAUGAUUACUUCCGUUGUGCUAUCAGGCACUUGCCUUCGAUGAUGAAUCACGAAGUCGGUACGGUAAAAAUGGGCCCUCCUGAGGACCCAACUGCUGUUGUUGAUUCUCAGUUGAGAGUUUAUGGGGUUAAAGGUCUGAGGGUUGUCGACGCUUCGAUUAUGCCUACUAUGCCCAUUGGACAUGUCAACGCUGGGAUUUUUAUGAUUGGAGAAAAGGCAGCUGAUAUGAUCAAACAAAUGUGGAAUUAA